AUGGGCUGCCAUACAUGCUGGCCGGCGCCGGCCGCCGCCGUGAUCAAGGCCGGAGCGAUCUGCGUGCUGCUGCUCCUGCCGGCGGCGGCGCCCGCGGCCGCGCAGGCGCCCGUGGAGGCCGCGGCGGCGAUCGAAGCGGAAGGCGACGGCAAUGGCACCACUCGAGGCUCGCGAGGCGGCGGAGGAGGAGGCGGUGGUGGUGGCGGCGGCGGCGGCGGCACGCGGAAGCUGGUGAGCAGCAUCGACUGCCAGAUCUGCGAGGCGACGUGCCGGGUGAAGUGCCUCGUAAACAACCUCUUCCAGUGGGGCGGGUGCUACCAGCGCUGCAAGUCCGACAACUGCAACGACUGGUGCCGGUAGCACAGACGCCCAUUGCUGCCUGCCUGAAUGCAUGCAUGCAUGUCUGCACACAUCGGACGACCGGGCUACACACAUGUACCAAUUACACCUUUCCUCCAUCUACAUCCAACGUAUAUACAUACACAUAAACGUACGUUACUACUGCUGGCUGCUGCCAUGCAUCUACGUGUAUUUUACGAUUACCCAAGUUUGUACCAGCUGGUGAUUUUUGAAUAACCG
Molecule: messenger RNA, 579 nt
Organism: Sorghum bicolor (sorghum)
Lineage: Eukaryota; Viridiplantae; Streptophyta; Magnoliopsida; Poales; Poaceae
Product: RNA-binding protein cabeza
Exons: 1
Coding region: 1-360 (119 amino acids)
Source: RefSeq, a predicted model, not a curated record